Lactuca virosa is the source of this 1108-nucleotide messenger RNA. The record is from the annotation of a GenBank genome assembly. NCBI's taxonomy places the organism in Eukaryota, Viridiplantae, Streptophyta, Magnoliopsida, Asterales, Asteraceae.
UGUCGAAUUCCGCGAGAGUAAUCAUCACGCGUUUAUUUGCAAGUGGGUAUACGCUCAUUUCUUGAUGCUUGCUUGCGCUUCUCAAAUAGGUUAAAAGCAUGAAGCUUUUGAAGAUUUUGGUUCAGAUAUAAAGAAGGAAUCAAGAAAAGCCAUUAAAUAAAGGAACGUUUUUGGGGAAAGAUAUAAAAUUAUGGGUAGGGGAAGAGUAGAGUUGAAGAGAAUAGAGAACAAGAUCAACAGGCAGGUGACUUUUGCUAAAAGAAGAAAUGGACUUCUGAAGAAAGCUUAUGAGCUCUCUGUUCUUUGCGAUGCUGAAGUUGCUCUCAUCAUCUUCUCUAACCGUGGCAAGCUCUAUGAAUUCUGCAGCACCUCCAACAUGCUCAAGAUGCUUGAAAGGUACCAGAAAUGCACUUAUGGCUCAAUGGAAAUCAACAGAUCAGCCAACAAUGCUGAGCAAAACAGCUACAAGGAGUACAUGAAACUAAAGGCCAAAUACGAUUCUCUACAACAGUACCAAAGGCAAGUUUUUGGGGAGGACCUGGGGCCCCUUAGUCUCAAGGAGCUUGAACAACUAGAACGACAACUGGACUCUACUUUGAGACAAAUCCGGUCCAUAAGGACACAAUCAAUGCUUGAUCGGCUUUCCGAACUUCAAGUCAAGGAAAGGAUGUGGAUUGAAGCUAAUAAAGCUUUGCAGAAUAAGCAGCUGGAAGAAGUGUAUGCAGAAAAUCAAGCAGGACCAUCAUGGGCGGCAGGUGAUCAUCAUCAAAACUGUUGUUCAUAUGAACAACAACAACAUGAUCAGCAUCCUCAAUCGCAGGAUUUCUUCCAGCCGUUAGAUUGUAACUCCAAUUUGCAAAUUGGGUUAUAUAACGAAGUUGGUCCAAGCCAUUUAACGGAUUCGACAAAUGGGCAGAAUCUGAAUGCAUUAGUCCCUGGAUGGAUGCUUUGACCUAAUUGAUCAUGAUAUGGUCAACCUUUAUCGUUUUUGGUGAUACAAAUCUAUAAUAUAUAUUUUAUUAAUUUGAAUAAUCUUUUUUGUCUGAAUUUCGGGACUUAUACGAAAGGUUUGUAAGAAUCUUGCAUUAUAAAUUACACAAGAACAACC